CACACACACUCCAUAACCGACACACACAAAUAACACAUCCUCUCUCUCUCUCUCUCUCUCUCUCUCUCUAAACCCUUCCAAUGGAUUCAAUAGCCCACGACUUCCCACCAUUUUUCCGAGUCCACAAAGACGGCCGCGUCGAACGGUUCAUGGUCUCCGACUACGUCCCCCCAGCCGUUGAUCCCAAAACCGGUGUCGAAUUCAAGGACACCCUGAUCUCCCCAGAGACCGGAGUCAAAGCUCGCAUUUUCCUACCCAAGAUCAACGGACCAGAUCACAAGCUCCCCCUCCUCGUUCACUACCACGGUGGAGGCUUCUGCAUGGGAUCCUCCCUCGACACCGUCACUCUCAGAUUCCUCACCUCCCUCGCCUCCCAAGCCCACUUGAUCGCUAUCUCCGUUGACUACAGGCUCGCCCCGGAGCACCCAUUACCCAUCGCGUAUGAUGACUCCUGGUCCGCAUUGCAGUGGAUCGCUACCCACUCUAACGGCCAAGGACCCGAUCCCUGGCUAAACCAGUACGCGGAUUUCGGUCGGGUUUUCCUGGCGGGAGAGAGUGCCGGGGCAAAUAUAGCCCACCAAGUGGCGGUUCGGGUUGGCACAGUCGGAUUGGAGGGUUUCAUGCCACGUGGAGUGAUUAUAAUUCACCCCUAUUUUGCGGGUAGUGAACCGGACAAGAUGAUCCAGUAUUUGUAUCCGGGGAGUAGUGGGUCGGAGGAUGACCCGAAUUUGAGCCCCAAGGAGGAUCCGAAUUUGACGAAGAUGGGUUGCUCCAAGGUGAUUGUGUUCGUGGCAGAGAAGGAUCGGUUGAAACCGAGAGGCGUGGAUUACUAUGAGACAUUGAAAAAUAGUGGUUGGGAAGGUAGGGUGGAAUUUGUGGAGGAUAAAGGGGAGGACCACUGUUUCCAUAUGUUUAGUCCCAAUAGUGACAAGGUUGUGGGUUUGAUCCAAAAGUUGGGUACUUUCGUAAAUGAAAAUUGAUACUGUCAAGUGUCAUAUUUAUGUUUUUUUUUUUUUCCUUUUUGGGGUGAAUAAGUAAUGAUGUCAUAUUUAUGUUAAUGUGUUGUAAUGUCAAAUAAUUGAAUGAAUGGACUUUAAGGUUACUGAAUUUUUGAUACAAAA
This is a messenger RNA of Camellia sinensis, 1121 nucleotides long. RefSeq names its product 2-hydroxyisoflavanone dehydratase. Lineage: Eukaryota; Viridiplantae; Streptophyta; Magnoliopsida; Ericales; Theaceae. The record is from RefSeq and is a predicted model, not a curated record. Gene Ontology annotation, molecular function: hydrolase activity.